This is a messenger RNA of Bactrocera latifrons, 1747 nucleotides long. Its product is annotated as cytochrome P450 CYP12A2-like. NCBI's taxonomy places the organism in Eukaryota, Metazoa, Arthropoda, Insecta, Diptera, Tephritidae. Gene Ontology annotation, molecular function: oxidoreductase activity, acting on paired donors, with incorporation or reduction of molecular oxygen; iron ion binding; heme binding. Bases 1 to 1602 code for a protein of 533 amino acids. The record is from RefSeq and is a predicted model, not a curated record. The transcript is spliced from 6 exons.
AUGUUAUCGCGCUUUCUAAUUAAGUGCGAGCCAAUAGUCGGCCGUUCGUUCGAUUCAACGAUUUUUAGAAGAUAUGCAACAGCUGUGCAGCAAAAGCAGGAAAACCAAGGAACUUCUACUUCGACUAAUUGGGAAAAUGUGCGUCCAUAUUCAGAGUUACCAGGGCCAAGCAAAUAUGAAAUUUUUCGUGGACUUUUACCRGGAGGUGUGUACCAUAAGAAAACAUUUAUUGAAGUACUUACAAUCAUGAAACACAUAUAUGGUGAUAUCUAUCGAUUUCCUUCCGUGUUCGGUAGACCCGAAGCGAUAAUGAAUUUUAAUCCAAAUGAUUAUCCCAUAAUAUUUCGCAACGAGGGUAUUUGGCCAGAACGACGGACUUUUGGGACCUUAUAUUAUCAUCGUAAGGUGCAUAGAAAGGAUUUUUUUCAAGGCGUAGAGGGACUAUUGACCACAAGUGGCGAAGAAUGGGGCAAAAUACGUACCGCCGUUAAUCCGGUGCUAAUGCAACCCAAAAAUGCCAAACUCUACUUAAACACGUUAUUGGAAGUCAACGAUGAAUUUUUGGACAGAAUACGUCACAUACGUGAUCCUUCGACACUCGAAGUGCCAGAGGACUUUCUUGAUGAUAUUAAUCGUCUCACCUUAGAGGGUGUUGUGAGCAUUGCCCUCAAUACCCGUUUAGGAAUGAUACAUAAAAAUCGUGAUAGUCCGGAAACUAAAACACUUUUGAAGGAAAUACGCAAUUUUUUCGCUCUUUCGGAAGAGAUAGAACUCAAGAUAUCUAUUUGGAAGAUAGUCAAAACACCGACRUUCCAUAAAUUGAUGAAAACAUUGGAUACGCUYAUAGUAUUGUGCAACAAAUAUAUCGAUGAGGCACUAAAACGAAUUGAUUCGGAUAGCGAGGGUAAAUUCACCUCAGAGGUGGGCAAGGAGAAGAGCGUUUUAGAGAAACUAUUGAAAAUUGAUCGCAAAAUCGCUGUUGUUAUGGCAAUGGAUAUGAUGAUGGCUGGCGUCGACACAACAAGUUCCACCUUAACGGGCAUAUUAUUUUGYAUCGCCAAAAAUCCAGACAAACAACAGAAACUAUUCGAGGAACUCAAAAGUAUUUUACCAAACAAGGACUCUCGCUUAACUAUCGAGAAUAUGMAMAAUCUUCCUUAUCUGCGCGCUUGUAUUAAGGAAGGCAUGCGCUAUCAUCCCAUUAUUGUUGGCACAAAUCGUCGACUAUUAAACGAUGUUGUGCUGAGCGGAUAUCGGAUACCGGCCGGUAUUGAUAUUUCGGUUGCUUCCAAUUUGUUGUUGCGAAAUGAGAAGUUUGUGGAAGAGCCAAAUAAAUAUAUACCAGAGCGUUGGCUGCGUAAUGACACAGAGGGUAAAAAACAUCAACUCAAUAACCCUUUUAUAUUUCUUCCCUUCGGCUUUGGUCCACGCAGUUGUGURGGCAAGCGAAUUGUGGAUCUUGAAUUAGAGGUCACGUUGGCGCGCUUGGUGCGCAAUUUCACGAUUGAAUUUAAUUAUUCMACUGAAAAUGCUUUUACCCAGAAGUUAAUUUUCCUACCAGCUAUACCAUUGAAAUUCAGAUUCGCUGAAAGAAAAGAGUGAAAAUGCGAUGAUUGAUGGAAGCGCAUAAGUAAAAAAAAGUAACAUUUAUGAAACGUUUCACUUAUAAGUUUCUAUAAAUGGAAUAUUUUUAUAUUAGCAAAGAGUAUUAGGGCUCAAUAUGUAAUAAAAAUGCGAAUAAAAUAUA